AUGCAGUCCAGCUUUGAUCACCUGACUGAGGUUCAACUCAGCUCCACCACGUACCUCGACGACAUCCUCUCCGUGCUGGAGCUCAAGGCUGGAGUUCGGGAAGAUGAUGAACGGCGCCACGCCUUCAAGACGAUCAUGUACGACGGUGGCCGAAAGAAGGACGAGUCCCUGGGGCAAUAUGCAAUGCGGCGUCUCAGGGACUACAACCAAGCGGCCACCCACGGCAUCAACAUCCCCGCCGAGUUCAAAGCUUCCAUGCUCCGGGAGGGUGCCAACAUCUCUGAGCAGACUCAACAGAACCUGACGACUCUCGCUGCAUCGCUGGCCCGGCUUGAUGUUAGGGCUGACCGUCUUUCGGGCUUUGUGUAUAGCUCCCAAGGACAGGAUGCCUCCUACCUGGCGGCCGAGGCUAACGACGCCGCUGCCGAGGACGAGGACGAUGGCUCGGACUCUGGCGAGGAGGAGCUGGAGAAUGCCGAGCAGUUCUACGCCGAGCUCGCCGACCUCGACAUGGACGAGGAGCAGAUGGGUUGGGUCCUGGCCACCUUGGACGGGCGUGGCUUCCACAAGCGCCGCAGCUGGAAGGAGAAUAAGAAGUUCAAGGCCGAGGCCAGAAAGGAUCGAGGGUCUUUUGUCAAAGGCCAUGCCGCCGCUGAAGCUCCUCGAGGCCAGUUUGGUGGAGCUCCCGGCCAGAAAGCCUCCUUCUUCAAGCCGCGCGGUCCUGCGAAGAGGGGUCGAAUGUCCGUCGACGAGCUGAAAAAGGUGACCAAGUGCCGGCUCUGUCACAAGCGAGGACAUUGGUCUGCCGAGUGUCCAACUCACCGCGGCGGAACAGGUCCGGAGAACGUCGCGCGGGUGUCCGGCUUCUGCUACCUCGGUAACGAGAUCGACUACCAGGAGCCCCCGGCUUCCUCCUUUCUCGCCUAUGCGACUCAGGUCAUGGGAUGCACGCUGGCCGCUGCCUCCUCCUCAUCAUGGUCCUUCUUAACGAUACCGUCCGCUAUGGGAAUACUCGAUAUAGGAGCAACCCAAGACUUGAUUGGGACAACAGCUCUAUGUGCUUUGGAACAUGAACUUGGGAAGAGCGGCUUACGAGUCAUUGACAUCCCUCCUCCUUCGUUGGCCCCCACCGGCAUAGGAGGAGCUGCCAAGGUUGUGAGGGCAGUCCUUGCCCCGAUUUCGCCUGGCGGCGUUCCGGGCGUCGUCCACUUUAUUGUGGUCCAGGAGAACAUCCCGCCGCUCUUGUCCGUCGGCUUCCUGGAGCACCUUGGCGCCUCCUUCGACUUGAGGUCGAAUGAGAUCAACCUUCAGGCCAUCGGGGUUCAGAUGAAGAUGCAUCUGUUGCCGUCUGGGCAUCGGGCUAUCCCGUUGGUCCAGUGGAAUGGGCAACAUUUUCCGGUGCCCCCUCCGGCACGAGUGGCGCAUGGUCUCACAGAGGACGCUGUCAUGAAGAAGUCCGACUCCAAGGCCUCCUCCACGUAUGCAAAAAGUUCAGGGUGGUCUACUCGUGCUCAGCCAGGAUCUGCCCUAGGAGAGUCUUGUGAUGGUCUUCAAGAGUCGACUGCCGUUUCCGUGAGCGCCGCUGUUCAACAGUCGCAGUCAUCUGUCCAGUGCAUCGCUGCCUCGAAGCCACAGUCUGCCGCUUUCUACCAGUCAACCACCAGCAGCGGGGAUUUCGAGCCCAAAUUAUGUGUUGUCGAUGCUUCCCUCGGCUCAGCUGUUGCUCUCAUGGGCAAUCGAUCUGCCAAUACGGCACCCCAAUUCGAACCUCCUCGUCGGAACGAUGGAUGCCCCGCCUCCUUCGGCGGAACCGACUGGGACAGCCGCAGUGCAGCGGCGAUGGAGGAUGUUAAUGGCCCGCGUCUUCUACAUGUUCGAGACGGCUCGACUGGGAUACCGCCGACUGGCGGUGGCCGAGACCACGACAAAGAGCGUCCAUUCCGACCGCAAGAGCUACUUGGUGAGCAGCAAUCAGGAGCCGGGCAAAUGCGUGCACUCGGGCGAGCCACUGCACCGUGCGAAUCAAUAUGCCAUGUGGACGGUGUGUCGCCAGUGUUCAGCGAGGCUCACCUACACCUCCAAGAACAACCGAGCCAAGGCACGGCCCCAAAGGCGAGCUCCUGCGGACGCUACUUCCUCGACGACUCCCCCGAGCUUCGCGUCUGCCGCACCAACCACGAGCUCGACACGCCGGACCGCGACUAUAAGCCCGAGUGCUCCACCGACGGAGGAGAUCCACCCGCUCUGGCGGCGGGGUUUCAGGACAUCGGUGCCUCUAUGCGCGACCUGGCUCAGGGGCAAAGUCGUCUUCUACUGAUGUUGAACCAGGCUUCCUUCUCGGCGGGCCCAAUGGAGACCCUGGAGGAGGCCCGUCGCCAUGACGUCAACAUGGCCCAGCGCCUGGAGCACGAGUCUCAGAUGUCAGUGGACGGAAGUCAGGACGACUCCUCUCCUCAAAGCUGGGCAAGAGUGUUACCUGGGGCGAACUUCACUCCGGAGGAGGGACCUUCCCUGACAAUGUGGCCACGCUGGAUGACGCUGUCCAUGGCCUCCUUGGCAACUUCUCUGAUCGGCUGGGAGCAGCUCUCCAGCCAACUUCAAGGCACGCUCUCUUCGGCUGGAGGAGAUCGAGAUUGCUGGGCGGACUCCAUCAGCAAGGUGAUUCCGGAGGACCGAUUUAUAUCUCAGGGCCCAGGUGCGCCUCAGGCCCUCUCGCGGACUCUGGGAGAGAGCCACGUGACUGGGGAGCGUUUCUGGCAGCGACCUCGGCGUCUACGGCUACUGGAGAGCUGCAGAGACCUAUCUCUCCAGCCCAUUGGCUUCGACUCAGAGGGCGCCCUCAAUACCCAAGGUCCCUACUGGCUUGUGCGCGCCCCCCGUCUUCGCGAUGAACUGGACGACGCCGCCGAGGCGCAGAUCUACGCGGAGGACCACGAGCUCUACAAGGCGGCACGAGGACUGGAGGGUCUGGCCAGAGAUCAGGCUCGUGACUUCUCUGGUCAGACGGUGGACUAUGCCGAGCUGUUUUACACUUCCUCUGUCAUUCCGCUAGCUCGAGCCAGCGGCCUGAAGACUCCCCCCAACCACGAGAAUUUCUCCGAGCAGGCCGGCUGGUCCGAGCAGAAGAAGGAGCAUCGGCAACGUUUUCGGAAGUUCCUCCGGGAUCGAGCUCCUCGACUACUAGGAGUAUCACUAAGGAGCUCCGGAGGUCAUCUUUCGGACCCGACACUCGCCACGGAUCAGCUGCGUCAAGGCAUGGCCAUCGAGGCGGUCAAGGAGCAGCUGAAAGGACGUCGAUGCUUCUAUCUCGAGGACUAUGUCUCCUCCCGGCUGUGGGACCAGCCAGCAUGGCACGAUCUCGUCUCCGAGAACUCUGUGGUUUUUCGAGCCGCCCGAGAUCCUGGAGGCAAGGCGGUGGCCACGAACGACCCAGCGCUUGCUCGAGCUCUCUUCCGCCAGGACGAGAAGGAUUUGUGUUUCCAAGGUGUCGCAAGCCACUUCACCCCACUCUCCACUGUCGAGCAGGGUCAGCUGUCCGACUCCGAGGCUAAAGCCUAUCAGCUGCGGGCGGUGAAGAACUAUUCUCGCUCCGCGUGUGUGAAGCUCCUGGAGGCCACCAGUUGGAAGGACGAGCCCCACACCUCAGGACGAGGACAGUCCUGGCGGAGUGAAUGGUAUCGCACCUUAGGCAAGUUCGUUCAUGGAGGGGUUUCCGGAUUGACACGAUGUUCUCGUCAUCAUCAACAGCUCUCCCUCUACCUCAAUGAGUUCCUGGACUUCCACGGCAGCUCCGAGCCCCGAACUUCCAUCACCAUCAGCAAGAACGCCAGGCCAGGCAUGCAUCGUGACGUCAACAAUCUGGGGCGCAACAGCACCAUGGCUCUGGGGAAGUUCUCCGGUGGACAGCUGUGGGUUGAAGAUCCAGCCGGGACUCUUCAUCGACGCGAUCCUCAAGGAAA
Symbiodinium sp. CCMP2456 is the source of this 3959-nucleotide messenger RNA. The record is from the annotation of a GenBank genome assembly. NCBI's taxonomy places the organism in Eukaryota, Dinophyceae, Suessiales, Symbiodiniaceae.